This is a messenger RNA of Rhinocladiella mackenziei CBS 650.93, 984 nucleotides long. RefSeq lists its product as uncharacterized. NCBI's taxonomy places the organism in Eukaryota, Fungi, Ascomycota, Eurotiomycetes, Chaetothyriales, Herpotrichiellaceae. The transcript has 3 exons. Gene Ontology annotation, cellular component: cytosol. The record is from RefSeq and is a predicted model, not a curated record. Gene Ontology annotation, molecular function: aldose reductase (NADPH) activity. The coding region runs from base 1 to 984 and encodes 327 amino acids.
AUGUCUGACACCGUGACCUUGGCCUCCGGACAAAAGAUGCCUCUGGUAGGCUUUGGAUUGUGGAAGGUCCCUGCUGAGAAAGCCGCCGAUAUUGUCUACAAUGCCAUCAAAGAAGGCUACCGUCUCUUCGAUGGUGCUUACGACUAUCAAAAUGAGAAGGAGGCCGGCGAGGGCAUUAGAAAGGCUAUCUCUGAGGGCCUUGUCAAGCGAGAGGACAUCUUCGUCACGACCAAGCUGUGGAACAAUUACCACCGCAGGGAGCACGCGCUGGCCAUGGCCCAAGCACAGAAUGAUGCUUGGGGUUUGGGGUACAUUGACUUGUAUCUCAUUCAUUUCCCCGUGGCGUUGAAAUAUAUUGAGCCCGAGAAACUGCGAUAUCCGGCAUGGUGGAUGGACCCCGAGCACAAAGAGAUCGAAACCGACCGCGUGCCUCUUCAAGAAACCUGGCAGGCAUUGGAGGAAGUGGUCGACUCCGGCAUCAUCACAUCGAUCGGCAUUUCCAAUGCCCAGGCCCAGACCCUUUACGACAUCCAGAGAUAUGCCCGAUAUCCGAUCUCUUCACUCCAAAUCGAGCACCAUCCUUACCUCGUGCAGCCGGAACUCGUCAAGCUCGCUCAAGAGGAGAACAUCGUCAUCACGGCCUACUCGUCCUUUGGACCGCAGAGUUUCCUCGAGAUGACAGCCGAGUUCCGUGCCAGAACUCAGGAGGUCCCGCUGCUCUUUGACGUCGACAUCGUCAAGAAGACCGCCAGCAGAGUCAACAAGACGCCCGCCCAGGUGUUGCUUCGAUGGGCGACACAGCGCAACAUUGCUGUCAUCCCCAAGUCGAAUCAUGUCGACCGCUUGCGGCAGAAUCUGGAGGUCGGGUCUGGCAGCUUUUACUUGGCCGAAGAGGAGAUCGAGGCCAUCAGCGCGCUCGACAAAGGAUUGAGGUUCAAUGAUCCGGGAUUCUAUCUGCACAAGCCUCUACGUAUUUUUGCGUAG